AUGACUGGUGAAACCCUGAUUUACCCGAAAAAGUCUCUAAGAGUGUACUUCAGUUUCAGGAUCCCUCACUAUAUUUUAGAUGAUUGUUGCGAUCACCAGCUUGUCGAACAUUUGAAAGCACCGCCUUCUUUUGGUUUGAAUUGCUUUGAUUCCUUUAGUAAAAGGACUCAAAUUGUUCAUGAUUUUGCUAAGUUUGGUGAGUUUGUAACUUAUUCAAUCAAAGCACAAUUUAUGGGCGAAAAAUUGAACGCAAAUGAACACGAAUUUAUUUUAUUAAAGAAAACGCAACAUGCGUUUAGAGUUGGAAAAGUACAUCAACUUGAUGAUCAUGUUCCCUUUGGCACUACAAUUGAACAACUCAACACACUUGAGAAAGCUGUUUCUGAUUCUAUUGCUGAAAUAAAGGAAAGAAAGAUGCUUUCGGACAUUGGAAUUGAGAAGGAAAGUGAUCAAAGUGACAUACUUUAUAGUUCAAUUGGAAAGCAAAAAUUCUCCUACAACGAGGAUCCGGGUCAAAUGACUGAUUAUUCAAAGUAUAUGAAUUUUGAUUUUCCCAAAUCUCUUUUCUCGUCUGUUUCUGGAGUUCUUGAAAUCAAAAUUCAUAUUGAUAAGCUUGCAGCUCUUCCUGGCAUUUACGAACUUGAUGACCUGAAUUCUCUGUCAAAUACUAGAGUACCCCCGGUAGUCGAAUUAGAUUUUGAGUUCAAACCAACUAAGCCAAAAAGCAGUUCACAUUGCCCUUCUUCAAUUGAUAUCGAACCAGUGUUUUUUGCCGUUGAUAUGCAAUCCGAAGGUAAGAUACCUUUUGUUUUUGAUAACUCAUUUUUAGCAAUGGAUAAAAGUGAAAUUAUGUCAAAGUUUGCUAAAUUUAAAGCAUAUCAUGAUGAAAUGACUAGGUUACAGGAAACUGGUGUCUGUGUUCCCAACUUUUUAUCAGAGACCUUGAUUUCGUUGAAUCAUUUUGUACACCAUGAAACCCCUGUAAAGGACAUCUUGGAAAGGCAAACUAUAAAGUUAAAUUGGAAUUAUGACCCAAACUCAAAAUCGUUUAAAUGUUUUGCAGAUUUUCCGUUAAAGUAUAACGUUGAAACACUCUCCAGCCAGAAGUUUACUCUAGUUCCAGGAUUCCAAAACUGUCUUUUCGCAAGAUUGUAUAAGGUUUGUUUCAACAUUAAAGCUGGAAAUGGUAAAUGUGAAUCAGUAUCGUUGCCAAUCAGUGUUCACUAA
Molecule: messenger RNA, 1227 nt
Organism: Pichia kudriavzevii
Lineage: Eukaryota; Fungi; Ascomycota; Pichiomycetes; Pichiales; Pichiaceae
Exons: 1
Coding region: 1-1227 (408 amino acids)
Biological process (GO): protein polyubiquitination; protein monoubiquitination
Cellular component (GO): ubiquitin ligase complex
Molecular function (GO): ubiquitin-ubiquitin ligase activity
Source: RefSeq, a predicted model, not a curated record